Messenger RNA from Pimephales promelas (fathead minnow), 3372 nucleotides. It is a transcript of the gene ap5z1, whose product is annotated as adaptor related protein complex 5 subunit zeta 1. NCBI's taxonomy places the organism in Eukaryota, Metazoa, Chordata, Actinopteri, Cypriniformes, Leuciscidae. Gene Ontology annotation, cellular component: AP-5 adaptor complex. The record is from RefSeq and is a predicted model, not a curated record.
GGAACCAAUUGUGGUCAUGUGAUUUGCUAUCAGGACAUCAUAGCUGACGGAGCGAAUGUUUUUGAUUAUUGUUUUGGUUUUUGGUUUUGACAUGUAAGUUAACGUUAAUUGUAUUUGUAUUGCCCUCAAGAUGUAUGCUGCCGCGACGGAGAGUUUAAUAAAGCAGGCGAGAGAAAUUAAGGAGGAAGAGCUUCAGAAAUUUUGCGGACGCAUAUUUAAGCUGCUCCACACUAAAGACGUUAGUGGAGAAACCGUGGACUCCCUCCAGAGACUCCAUCUGAUAGUUUCUGCCACAAAACAUGCUAGAGAGCUUCCAUCAGAUCUGGUGAUGAAGCUGCAGACUGUUCUUCGCUCUUCAUCGAGUCCAGAGCAGCUCCAGGUCCUGUCCUCCUCCAUCAUACGGCAGAGUUUUCCUCCCAGCGUGCACAGCCUCUGCUCGGAUCUCAGUCAGGACAGCAGGACCUUUAGCUAUGUGGCCAGUGUUGUUCUCUCUCAGGCUGGAAAUAAAGAAGAUGUGAUCCCCCUUUGCCACCAUCUGCUGAAAAGCUUUGAGUCUCGAUUGUCUGACGGGCUGAUACCUAAGCAUGCUCUUCCCAUUCUCUCUGAAAUGAUUACGGUUUAUCCAGACGUUCUCACAGAUGAUCAGGUGAAUCUGGUCAGUCGUAAGGCGGUGGAUUGGUUGCGUUAUGCCAGUAUGCAGCAGGGAGCCUCCAUGUCUUCUGGGGGAUUUUUCAGUGGACCAAGAGCACGUCAGCCAGCUCCACUGAUGGAGGUGGAUGGGGUGGUAACAGGCGACUUCUUCACUGUGCUGUGUGUGGGUCAGAGCUUCACUGAGGACCAGUGGAUGAAUAUGUACACUUUCUCUAUGAUCAAGGGUUGGCUGCUCACUUACGACGCAGACGGGACUACAAACACAGAAUCAGCUCCACUAAAAAAAGCACAGGUCAUUCAGUCACAACACCAAGAUGAUCGCUCAGAGGUGGACAGUUCAGUGAUGUCCAUGGUGUCGGCCACAUCCUCUUCCAGCAGACUGCUUCCUCCCAAAGAGAGACUCCGCGAGAAGGCUUUUGAAUACUGCCAGCGUCUCAUUGAACAGAGUGACCGCAAAGCUCUGAAGAGGAUGGAUACGGAGCUACAGAAAGCAUGUAUCAUCGAGUCCGUGUCAAUAAUCGACAUCAUCUGUGGCGAGGACCCCUCCUAUGUGUACCGUGCCUUCCCCUGCAUCAAAGCCCUGUACGGCAGACUGAACGGAGACUUCACCUACGCUCGCACCCUGCUGCCUAUCGCUCAGUUCUACCUCAACCACAGCGAGACGGCCGCUGUGGACUCUGAGGCUGUGUUCUGCCAGCUCUUCAGCCACUGUCCCACAGAGCAGUUCAACGAGCCCAUGCUAGCCUUCGAGUUUGUCCAGUUCUGUCUACUCAAUUCCAGCGUGCUGCAGGACAGAGUGCCCAACUACAGACAGAGUUUCCCAAACCUCCUGAAGUUCUUGGCGUGGAACAGCUCAGGAUUAAUUGGAGAGUUUGUGGAGCUGCUUCCGUCACUGGUAGCUCCAGAUACAGCCAUUGAGUUACUGCACACUAUCCUUGAUCUGCCCUGCUUAGCAGCUGCGCUGGACCUCCAGCAGAGAUCAGCGAGCUAUCAGGCUUUGGACCGUACUGCGUGGGACCAGCAGGGGGCGAAGGUGGUUGCUUGUCUGGAUGCCUUCCGCCAGCCGUCCUAUAGGGGGCUCUUCCUCUACAUCCUCAGACCGGAGGCUGGGACCGGAGACACUAUAGACAGGCUAAAUCUGCUUCAUGAAAUUCUGGCUGACAUGGCGGAGUGUCCACGGGUCAUUCAGUGUGCCCAGGUCGUUCCUGUGCUUCUGCACGUUUACUUCAACACUGUCACUCAGAAAGCCGAUGAGAAAAUGAUGAACCAGCUGCUGCUGGUGCUUCUGGAGAGGUGUAGCCUGCUCUUUAACAUCAAGACAUUUAAUGCUGAGGUCCAAAAAGUGUUCAGCACACACCUGCAGGCUCUGUGCAAACUCCACCCACCACUGAUUGUGGAUCAGUCCAGGGAGAUCCUGGAGUUCGUAAGCAUCCCUGCCAACAUUUACAGUAAAGAAGACUUUUACACACAUGUGGUGUGGGUCAUUGGUGAGUUUGUCUCGGUGUCAUACGACCCUCGCUGCACGGUGGAACUGAUCACCUCUUUUUUUGAGAGUUUGGAGGCGGUGCUGUUUGAGAUCACACAGGUGCGACAGUCAGCCAGCCCCCCAGGUUUCUCCCCCCGCCUCAUCACGGUUCUCAUGACGACCCUUGCUAAACUGGCCACACGCAGUCAGGAUCUUAUCCCAAGAGUGUCGCUUUUCCUGUCUAAGAUGCGGACAUUUGCUCGAAGUGGCCCAGUAAUGGCGUGCUACAGUGAGGAAGACAGCGAGGAGAUCAUCACACGAGCCCAUGAACUUAUUAACCUGCUCAAACUACCAAAUGUGGCUCAGUUUGUUCUGGCCCCUUCAGCGGGAGGAGACGGCCCCCGCUGGCACAGAGACACCAACGCCUCACUUCCUCAGGCCAUGAGAGCAGUCAGCGGUCUCCUCCACAGGCAUUCCAGCUUCCUGCCCACGUGAGCCAAUUCUAGGAACUCGUUUUUCAAAUAACUGCGCAGAAUACCAAGAGAGAGAGUUUCUAAAGGACACAAGAAGGGAGUGAAAGGAAAUGUGAGAGACACUGAAGCAAAAAAGACAAGCACUGCACUUCAUCAUGAAUCACAAAUAUAUCAAAACAAACAUCAAGACACAAGAGGUUUAUGUUUUAUUCCUUGAUUUAUUCAAUAGACAUUUUUAUAUUAAUCAAACAUUCUGUGUUUAUUGUCAGAUCUAUUACUGGCAAUUAUGAUUAAUGUCUCAACUGUUAAAAUACAGCUUAGAUUCAGUUUUGCCCUUUUAAUUAAAAAUCUAUAAAACCAAAGGAAUUGAUCAUAUACAUUAAAUCUGACACCGUCGAAAUGUCUACACAAUCUAGAAAUGAUUAUUGUCAUAUUAAUGUGACAUUAUGACAAAAUUUGUAAAAAUUGUUUUACAUUCAAAGUCAAAGUGCUUAAAAACAUACUUGGUCACAUCUGAGCUUUCUGGCUAAAACCACAGUCAAAUUAGAGACUUUGAGCACGUGAAAUUUCUUCGGACACUGCAACGGUUGCACAAUGAUGUCACAUUCUGCGCUGUAUGUAAAACAUAAUACGUCAAAAGGGUAAAAAUAUGCCGUCUGCUCCACUUUACUGCAAUGCUGCAAUCCUGCAGAUUUAAAGUUUGCGCUCUUUUAAUUCACCUAAAAUGGCUAUCAAUCUUCUAUUUGUCAGAAAUCUUCAUAAUAUAUGAAUUCCAAACUUGAA